AUGGACGAAUACACGGCCGAUCUCUUCAUCUCCCGCGACGAUACCUCCGACACCCACACGCAGCAGAGGCAGCAGCCGCCUCCGACCGUCGUCGUAGAUGAGUGGCCGCAGGACUCCGAUGCCAGCGAGACCACCCCGUCAAAGAAGUCCGGUCUGCGUUCGCGGAUCGCCAGCAACCUGAGCAAGAAGACGAGCAUUCAAGACCGUCUAGUGGAGAAACUCCUCCAGCAAGUCAUUCCCGAGAGCUCCGAUGGCCUCACCGGCGGCGACGACAACCUGGCCCCGGGCUUCGGCCCGGACAAGACGUCCACCUUCACCCAGCGACCGAACUUCAAUAUCACGACCAUGUCCAAUAACUUCCGCCGCUUCAACGCACGCAUCGGCGUCGUAUUCAAGUUCCAAGCCCGCGUCGUCCGAAUCCUAAGCUGGCGCCGUCCGACUCAUACCCUCUCCCUCCUCGCCGUCUACACGUUCGUCUGCCUCGAUCCCUACCUGCUGGCAGUCGUCCCCCUCGCCGGCUUCCUCCUCUCCGUCUUCAUCCCCUCCUUCCUCGCCCGCCACCCGGCCCCGCCCUCCGGCACCCUCUCCUCCGAGCAAUCCGUCGGCUACUCCCCCAAAGGCCCGCCCCUCGCCCCGGCGCGCACCGUCAAGCCCGUCAAGGAGCUUAGCAAGGACUUCUUCCGCAACAUGCGCGACCUCCAGAACUCGAUGGACGACUUCUGCGUCGCCCACGACAGCGUCGUAUCCAGCGUCCUUCCCAUCACGAACUUCUCCAACGAGGCCCUCUCCUCCGCCCUCUUCCUCGCCCUGACCCUCACGACAGUCUUCAUGACCACCUUCGCCUCCGUCUUCCCCUGGCGCCUCAUCGCCCUCGUCGCAGGAUGGGGCCUCAUCCUGUCCGGCCACCCCGCCAUCGCGCCCCUCCUCACACACACCCACGACACCCACGUCGCCCCGCGCGAGGCCCACGCCCGCUCCCGCCUCGAAGCCUGGAUCGCCUCCGACAUCAUCCUCGACUCCGCCCCCGAGACCCGCGAGGUCGAGAUCUUCGAGCUCCAACGCCAGUCCCACGACGAGUGGGAGCCCUGGCUCUUCUCCCCCUCGCCCUACGACCCCCUCUCCCAGCCCCGCAUCGCCGGCGACCGGCCCCGCGGCACCCGCUUCUUCGAGGACGUCCUGCCCCCGGACGGCUGGGAGUGGUCCGAGAAGAAGUGGGCGCUGGACCUCUGGAGCAGGGAAUGGGUCGAGGAGCGCAUCAUCACCGGCGUCGAGGUCGAGACCGAGGGCGAGAGGUGGGUUUACGACAUGUACGACGAGAACUCUCCUUUCUCCGGUGGCGUUAUGGACUCGCCCACGACGGCCAAGGGGAAGGCGAGGGUCCCGGCGCCGACGCUCAGCUGGGAGGAGGGCGAGGACGGGAACGGACGGAGAGGCGAGUGGAGGAGACGGAGAUGGGUUCGGCUUGUCAAGCGGAGGGCCACGACCACCACCACUUGA
Molecule: messenger RNA, 1497 nt
Organism: Colletotrichum karsti
Lineage: Eukaryota; Fungi; Ascomycota; Sordariomycetes; Glomerellales; Glomerellaceae
Product: peroxin 24
Exons: 2
Coding region: 1-1497 (498 amino acids)
Biological process (GO): peroxisome organization
Cellular component (GO): peroxisomal membrane
Source: RefSeq, a predicted model, not a curated record